Messenger RNA from Nematolebias whitei (Rio pearlfish), 1580 nucleotides. It is a transcript of the gene arid3a, whose product is annotated as AT rich interactive domain 3A (BRIGHT-like). Gene Ontology annotation, molecular function: DNA binding. NCBI's taxonomy places the organism in Eukaryota, Metazoa, Chordata, Actinopteri, Cyprinodontiformes, Rivulidae. The transcript is spliced from 7 exons. Gene Ontology annotation, cellular component: nucleus. Gene Ontology annotation, biological process: regulation of transcription by RNA polymerase II. The record is from RefSeq and is a predicted model, not a curated record. The coding region runs from base 99 to 1580 and encodes 493 amino acids.
UUUGAUCGCCGUUCCCUGAUAAGGACCCGGCCGGUGCUCUUUCGGUGGGGUAAGGAGGGGAAGGAAGGCUGCUGAGCUCAGUGCUACUUUCCCCGGAGAUGAAGCUGCAGGCCGUCAUGGAGAACCUGCACAGGCAGCAGAGGGCCAAACUACUGAUGGAGCAGCAGCUGCAGCAGCAGGCCAUCGGCCAGCAUCCUCAGAUCCGUACUGGUUAUGAGCCGAUGGAGAGCCCGGCCCCGGAGGGAGAGCAGGCACAAAUGGCAGCCUUGGCAGCCAUGCGAGCGGCUGCGGCCGGACUGCAGAGGGUCUCGGACAGCCCCAUGUCAAAGCGCAGCAGCGGCGGCGAGGAGGAGCGCGAAGACGACAACGACGACGAAGGGGAGGAACAGUACAAGGACAUGAUGGGCUCCGAUGAAGAAGAACAGAUCAAACAGAAAUGGGACGAGGGGGACUUCGAAAGCGAAAUGGACGAAGACUACGACGAUGACCUGGCGGAUGAAGGUCUGCCGACGGGUCACGACGCCAUUGCUCCUGGGAAGGGCAUCCUUCUGCUGCCCCACCGUCAGCUACACCCCCAUCCCCAAAUGCUGAAGGGCCGUCCCAGCGUGGAGCAGGAGCCCCGUGUCGCCAUCUUGCCUCCCCAUGCCCCCCACAGCCACCUGGGUGGGCAGGACCACGGAGAAUGGACCUAUGAGGAGCAGUUCAGACAGGACCACCCGUAUCCCAAGAAGAACUCCUCCUUGAGCGAUGGCCAGUCCUCCCAGCAGCCUGUUGAGCUCUUUGUCACUGAAGAAGAUCCCCGAACGCCUGUGAAUCGUAUUCCCAUCAUGGCCAAGCAGGUCCUGGAUCUGUACAUGCUCUACAAGCUCGUGACAGAAAAGGGCGGCCUGGUGGAGGUCAUCAACAAGAAACUGUGGAGGGAGAUCACCAAGGGACUCAACCUGCCUACCUCAAUCACCAGUGCAGCCUUCACCCUCCGCACUCAAUACAUGAAGUACCUGUACCCGUAUGAAUGUGACAAGAGAGGUCUGAGCAACCCCAACGAGCUUCAGGCAGCCAUCGACAGUAAUCGGAGGGAGGGCCGGCGACAAAGCUUUGGCAGCUCCCUCUUCACGUACUCUCCCAACGGGACCCCCACCAUAUUGUCUUCACCAAAGGUCCCAACGCCCAGCGUGGGCCUGACAGGGGGCACCAACGGAGCCUCGCUGACCUCCAUCCACAAGAUCAAGAAAGAAGAGGAGGGAGGGCAGCCGCUGCCGGGGGUCGGCGUGGCUCGUCUGCCUGUGGGGCCCUUGCCGGGUCACUCGGUUGCGGCCGUGCAGGCGGCAGCGGCUCAGGCAGCGAUGGCAGCUCAGGUGGCAGCUCUGGAGCAGCUGAGGGACAAAUUGGAGGCUGGUGAGCCGCCGGAGAAGAAAAUGGCGCUGCCUGCUGAGGAGCACCACCGGCUGCUGCAGAGAGCUCUGCAACACAACCUGCUGGCCAUGACCGCCCAGAUUCCCAUGAACAUCCGCAUCAACAGUCAAGUUACCAUCUCAAUACCUUCUUGUCAUGUCACCACAAACCACAGCAGCCAGCAGUGA